Mangifera indica (mango) is the source of this 1967-nucleotide messenger RNA. Its product is annotated as cationic amino acid transporter 9, chloroplastic. The record is from RefSeq and is a predicted model, not a curated record. Gene Ontology annotation, molecular function: amino acid transmembrane transporter activity. The transcript has 8 exons. Lineage: Eukaryota; Viridiplantae; Streptophyta; Magnoliopsida; Sapindales; Anacardiaceae. Gene Ontology annotation, cellular component: membrane. Gene Ontology annotation, biological process: amino acid transport; transmembrane transport. Bases 60 to 1769 code for a protein of 569 amino acids.
ACUAGUUCUGACAAAUAAAUACACUAAAUGCGCUCCAAAUCUUGUCAGGUCAGGCGAAGAUGGGAGGUGGAGUUCUGACUGAAAAUAUCAACAGUAAUCCAUCUCUUUCUUCAUCAUCAUCAACCACGUGCUUUUCUCAUUUCUGCACCUCAGCUCUCAGAACCAAGGCCCUAAACUCAUCCACGAAUCACCGCGAUGAACUUUUGCGACGUCUUGGCCUCUUCCAACUCGUACUCAUCGGUGUUGGAGCUUCUAUCGGCGCCGGUAUAUUCGUUGUCACCGGCACCGUUGCUCGUGACGCCGGUCCAGGGGUUACAAUUAGUUUCAUACUUGCUGGAGCGGCUUGUGUGUUAAAUGCACUGUGUUAUGCUGAGAUGGCGUCUCGUUUCCCUGCUGUUGUUGGUGGAGCAUACUUGUAUACUUAUUCAGCUUUCAAUGAACUUACUGCUUUUCUUGUUUUCGCUCAACUUAUGCUCGACUAUCAUAUUGGGGCAGCUAGCAUAGCUCGAAGCUUGGCCAGUUAUGUGGUUACAGUGCUUGAGCUCUUUCCCUUUUUCAAAGAUAAUAUUCCUAGCUGGAUUGGACAUGGGGGUGAAGGGUUCCUUGGAGGAACUCUCUCUAUCAACAUUUUAGCUCCAAUUCUCCUAUCACUUCUUACCAUAAUACUAUGUAGGGGUGUUGGGGAAUCUUCAAUUUUGAACUCGUGCAUGACUGCCAUAAAGGUUACAAUUGUCAUUGUUGUUAUCUGUGUCGGUGCUUUUGAGGUUGAUGUUUCCAAUUGGUCUCCUUUUGCUCCAAAUGGCUUUAAAGAAAUAUUGACUGGAGCUACUGUAGUAUUCUUUGCAUAUGUAGGGUUUGAUGCUGUUGCAAAUUCAGCUGAGGAAUCUAAGAAACCUCAGCGGGAUUUGCCAAUUGGCAUCUUGGGAAGCCUUCUAAUAUGUGCUGCAUUAUAUAUUGGGGUUUGUUUAGUCAUCACUGGGAUGGUACCUUACAAGUUGCUUGGUGAAGAUGCUCCUUUGGCUGAUGCCUUUUCAUCCAAGGGGUUGAAAUAUGUUUCUGUUUUGAUAAGCAUAGGUGCUGUGGCUGGACUUACAACCACCCUUCUGGUUGGUCUUUAUGUUCAGUCUCGAUUAUAUCUUGGGCUUGGAAGGGAUGGUUUACUGCCUUCUGUAUUUGCUGAAGUGCACCGAACACGCCACACUCCUAUCCACUCCCAGAUUUGGGUUGGUAUUGUUGCUGCUCUUCUGGCAGGGCUAUUUAAUGUGCAUGUGCUCUCACACAUUCUCUCAGUUGGUACAUUGACAGGUUAUUCUGUUGUUUCAGCAUGUGUUAUAGUUCUUCGAUGGAACGAUAAAAAAGCAAAUCAAAUUCCUUCAAGAUGGACUUCAGCCUCGCGGGAAGGUGUCAUUUGUCUUGUCAUAAUCGCUGCUUGUGGUUUCAGUGGUGGACUAUGUUACCGCUUGAGUAGUGCAUAUUUUUUUCUGCUGAUACCAGGAGUCAUUGCAGUAUUGGCUUGUGCUUCUCUUUGCUUCCGUCAAGCUUAUGCAGAUCCUCCAGGUUUCUCCUGUCCUGGUGUUCCCAUUGUGCCCUCUGUUUCCAUAUUUUUUAACAUGUUCCUUUUCGCCCAGUUGCACCAUGAAGCUUGGUGGAGAUUCAUCAUCCUCAGUAUUAUUACAAUUGGUUUUUAUGCAGUUUAUGGACAAUAUCAUGCGAAUCCAAGUUCAGAUACAAUUAUCUAUCAUAGGGCACCUGCCCAAGAAGCUCAGUAAGGGCAUGUUGUAAGUGUUCAAUACCCAUUGCUUCUUGAUAUGGCUUGUACCCUGUUUGUAAUAUGGCACUGUGUAGUGUUUAACGAAAUUUAAGAAGCAAUUUGUAUGAAAGAUAUUGUUGAAACCAAUUAUUGUUCCAAUACUUCAAGGAUCUCUUGCCAUUGUUCUCUUUUCUUGAGGCGGCAAUAGUAUUCUUCA